Messenger RNA from Colius striatus (speckled mousebird), 1177 nucleotides. It is a transcript of the gene TTC19, whose product is annotated as tetratricopeptide repeat domain 19. The record is from RefSeq and is a predicted model, not a curated record. The transcript is spliced from 5 exons. Gene Ontology annotation, biological process: mitochondrial respiratory chain complex III assembly. The coding region runs from base 192 to 1001 and encodes 269 amino acids. Gene Ontology annotation, cellular component: mitochondrial inner membrane. Lineage: Eukaryota; Metazoa; Chordata; Aves; Coliiformes; Coliidae. Gene Ontology annotation, molecular function: protein binding.
CUCUCAUCUGGAAGUACUAACUGGGGCACACGACUUUUCAGUGUAUUUCUUGUGCUGUAACACCUCCUACUGGAAACUGGUAAUACUAGCUCUGAGCUUGCCAGCUUCUCAGGAACUUCCUUUAAUGGAUGGCAGCUUUAGAGACAAGAGGAUGGGGGGCUUUUAAGGUCUAAGUUUGUUCUGACAAAGUAAUGUUUUUAUCAGGGAGAUGCAAGAAGAAUAACAGUUGCAUUGUAUGUCCUCCUGACAGGAUGACAAUGCAAUCCUUGAGAUGUCCCUCAAGCUGGCCAGUAUCUAUGCUGCUCAGAAACAGUGAGUUCCCUGCUAAAAGCAUCUUUUGCUUCCAUCUCCGCUUCACAGUGGCAGUGGUGGCCAAGCAGAGGUUCCUUCCUCUUAAGAACACAGUGCCUGAGGAAGACAUGACAAGAUACCAUCAACAUAAAGGUUUCUCCAGGCACAAGUUAGCUCUGGCUGGUUAUGAGUUCUGCAUCCUGACCUUAGAGGAGAAGAUUGCCAAGCAGAAGGACUUGCCUGAGGAUGUCUUACCAGCUGAAGAAAAGGCCAACACCCGUCUCCUGCUUGGGAUGAGCCUGGACUCCUAUGCUCGCUAUCUCCUAAACCUCAACCAGCUCUCAGUAGCCCAAAAAAUGUAUGAGAAGGCUCUGCAGAUAUCAAAUGAUGUUCAGGGAGAGACUCAUCCACAGACUGUGGUCCUGAUGAAUGACUUGGCAACUGUACUGGAUGCUCAGGGGCACUAUGAUGAGGCUUACUCUUAUGUGAAGAGGGCAGCCGAGCUGGCAAAGGAGACUCAACACCCUGAGGAGCACAUGGUGCUGAAUAACCUGGCAGCAAUUCUGAUGCACAAAGAAGACUUCCUGCAAGCAAAACAAGUGUAUAAAGAAGCUCUCAAGCAGGCACAACAGAAGGGAGAUGCUGCUUCUGUCCAGCAUAUCCAGGAAGAACUAGCUGAGCUGGCCAAGAGGAGAAAAGCCUCCAAAUAAGUUCAGCCACAGAGUCCAACCUGGAGGAAGAUGACAGCAGCAAGGGCUGGUCAGUACAAGCAGCCUUGCACCAGUUUGGUGCAAUCCGGGGGAAAGACAAGUUUUAAGGACUGCUUAACAAGAAGGGCUGUUACACUCUUAACAACUUAGCCCAGAAUAAAGUUGUGAAAUCUCAA